Messenger RNA from Carassius gibelio (silver crucian carp), 3175 nucleotides. RefSeq names its product CUB and sushi domain-containing protein 3. The coding region runs from base 398 to 1069 and encodes 223 amino acids. NCBI's taxonomy places the organism in Eukaryota, Metazoa, Chordata, Actinopteri, Cypriniformes, Cyprinidae. The record is from RefSeq and is a predicted model, not a curated record. The transcript has 5 exons.
CCGAAAAUUAAGCUAAACUGCAAAUCGGACUUCCCAUGGCUCUCUGCCUUUUUCUGUAAUCUCUUUCUCUCUGCUCCGGUGAUAUUAGCUGGUAUGUUAGCCGAAAUUAAGAGAUUAGUUUGAGUUAAGAGCUUAGAGUAAGCUUAGAUGCAACACUUCUCCUUUCUUCACACCUGUCUCGCUCCGUCUCUCUGCAGGAUACCAGGUUCUUGAAAAAAGCCUUUAAAGAAUACAGUUCCUAACGAAAUAGUUUUUCUACAUUAUUCACAUAAUUGUGAGUUCUUCAACAGAACAAGGAAUUGCUGUUUAGAAAAUGAGUGUAAGGCGUACAAAAGAAGAGAACUGAAGGAAUAUAAACUAAUUCUGUAUUGGAGAAGAAUUCCUGCUAUUAAACAACAUGAAACUAGUUCUGCUGCUGCUGCUGCUUCUGGGGUCCUUGCAAGGGGUGUUCACUCAAGUGGUUACGCCUGCAUUUACUAAAAGAACAGCUGUGGAGGAAGGUCUAGGAAGUGGUCUGUUAGAGGUGGAACAGGAGGAUGAACUAGCAGACACUUACUGGUCUGGGACAGCCCCCAUUUGUUUCGGAGGUUGUAAAGGCAGACAGAGGGAGCUGAAAAGAGACAACUGUGGAGAUUCAGACUGCUGCUGGGUGGGAUUUAAAUCCCUGUGUAGAGUGAAUUGUGGAAAGCCUGAUGUGGACUUUAAUGGGAUGGUGUAUGGGAGUGAUUGGUGGGUGGGUUCUGUAGUGCGGUACGACUGCAGACCAGGGUUCGUGUUGGUGGGAGAUCCUGCUCGAGCUUGUCAGUCCAAUGGGAAAUGGACACCCAAACCAUCCUGUCUUAGAGUGUGUUAUCGUGGCCGGGUUGAGAUCAAUGAGAAGGACAUCGACGGGACAUGUUCGUCUACCUGUCCUGAUGCUAAAAGCUAUGCAGUCCCUCUGAACCACAAAUGCAGUCGUAUUGAGAACUGCAGAACUAAAGAAUCAGGCUGGAAGCGCUGGUUUACACGCUGCAAUUUCUGCGACUGUGACUGCUUCACUCCCUGUGCUUUACAGGGUAGAAGACAGUGAAUCUGUAUUCAUUAUCCUCUGGAAACAACUGAAUUAAUUUUUAUUUGAAUGUAAAGAGAGAGGCUUGAUGUAACCAUAACAGAACUUGUCAAACUAAAAGCAUUUUAUGCAUCUCUAGAUUCUAAAUAUCUUCACAGUUAGAGACCUUUAUUUUAAUCACUGACUACAUAACCCCAGAUGUUCGGAAAUGUUGCUGUUAUCCCUUAUCUGUCUUAAGUAGCAUGUUUAAGGAAUAUUUGAUUUUAUCAAGGAAGUUAGUCGCUGUGGAAAGAUCAGAGAAACAUUUCUGUUCCAGUAUUAAACUAUUGUAGAUCUAAUGAAAUUAUUAGUUUAAUUAAAGGUGCUGUAGGGAACUUUUGUAAAAAAAUAUUUUUUACAUAUUUAUUCAACCUGUCAUUAUGUCCUGACAGUAGAAUAUGAGACAGAUAAUCUUUGAAAAAAUCAAGCUCCUCUGGCUCCUCCCAUUGGUCCUAUUGCCAUUUGCAGAAAGUCAUGCACUCCCGAUAAAAAAUAACCAAUCAGAGCUGUGGUCCGUAACUUUGUUUGUGUUCAAAAUGUAGAAAAAUGAACAUAAUAAGCGAGUACACCAUGAAUCCAUUUUCCAAACCGUGUUUUUAGCUUGUCCUGAAUCACUAGGGUGCACCUAUAAUAAGUGUUUAUAUUCAGACCAUUUUAGAUUGCUUCGGGGGUACCGUGGCGGAGUAACCCAGUAUCUUUGUGAUUCUUCAUAGACAUAAACAGAGAGAAGUAGUUCCGGCUACAAUGUUCUUCCGCAAGCAGUUCUGUUUAUUAACCGCUAGAGCGUCAAAAGUUCCCUACCGCAGAUUUAAGAAAUUAUUAUCUUGUGAUUGAUACAAGAUGUGGCAUUAAUAUAGUUGAUCCGAAUCAGAGUGAUCUUGUUAAUGAUAGUCACUCUUAUGGGUACCUGUUCCAGCUUGCCUAUUCGGGAGAGAGAGAGAGAGAGAAAAACAACAACAUUGUUUAGUUUAAAUGCAUGCUGUAAUCAUUCAGAGUAUUAUUAACUUUUAUAACACAUAAUGAGGUAAUCUGUGAUGAAUUAACUGCUUUUGGCCCUUAUUCAGUUUCUGUGGAUAAUAGUGUCUCCAGAAAAGCCAGCAUCGGUAUAUCAGAUUUCAUUCUUUAUAUGUCAUUAGGAUCCUAGAGAUGCAAGGACUUAAAUUCAAUCCUCACCUGAGUCUGCAGGCAGUCCCUGCCCUGGGAAAGACAGCAAAGCUGCCUGCAAACACAUAGCAAGGUUUUUAUUUUAAUUUUUUUAUUAUAUUAUUAAAAAAACUAUAGAACAGAAAAAGAAAAGAGCAAGCUAACAUUAGAGACCUUUGCUUUAGUUAAUUGUAUAAUAAAUAAAAAGAAAACCGAUAGAAUACAAAAAAGAUGAGAGGAGCUAGUGUUAGUUUUUUUUUUUUUAAGAAAACAAGAAGUUAGUAAAUUUAUAGAGUGCAAGUCUAAAUGGGGCAAGUUUUUUUUUUUUUUUUAGAAAGAAUAUAAUUAGAAUAGAGAUUGCUAGAGUUAGAGGGUCAAAUAAAGAUGGAAGAUAUGUGUUUUUAGCUGAAUCUUGAAGAUUGAGUUGGAGCACAAGAAGUUCCUGCAAGAGGAGUCAAAGAAAUAAUGAACUCAAAUCAACAGUUCAAUAACUAGCUAGCUAACUGUGAGCCAGGUAAAAGCGGAGAUUAAACAGGCAGGGGUCAAAGCCAGAAAGCAGUCCAAAGAAAACAUCAGUCCAGAUGGUAAUUCAGGCACAAGGUCAGGGGCAAGGGAGGGACAGAGCCAAAAACAAAAAAAACAGUCCCAUUACCAACAACCUCUAAAUCUUCUCUCUUCUUUCUAUCUGUCUAUCUGUCUCUAUCUAGACAGCUAUAGACAUCCAUCUAUCUCUAUCUCUGUCUAUCUGUCUGUCUGUCUUAAUUUUAUAUCAACAAAUUUUAUUCCAUUUAACAGGACAAUAAAAGUGCUGUAAAAUAUUGUAAGAAUAUAUAUAUUUUUUGAAGUUUAGAAUUUGUGGGUUAUCUCUAUGUCUUCCACAUUAGCUGUAUUUUUCCUUUAAUAAAAAUAAAUAAAUAAAUAAAAAAGCAAUUUCAACUGCUGCAA